GUUUGAUGACUGGGAAGCCGCCUGACUGUACUGGCCUGAGUACUCCAUCCCUUACGGAUUUGCGGCGCCACCUCUCUCAAGCUCCUCAUGAGGACACAGGUCUUAAUGUUUGUGUAAGCUGCGGUUGAGUCUUAACAGAUGAGCGCCUAUGGAUUGUACGUCAGUCUCAAUCUCACACUGCAAAGAAGCCCUGGGGUAGACCCCUGGGACUGUGGAGUGAUAUAUACCGUGCUCUCUUCCCUGGUGCUAUCGACGUUCCCGAUCCUUGUAGGUCUAUUCCACGAUUUUCAUGACGAUCAUGCUAACAGAAUCAGGCGUUGGAUGGACAUCGAAAAUGGAGGCCAUGACGACAGCUAAGGCAGAGGAAGAGGCCGCCGACUUGGAACGCCUUGUCAGAGGAGUCUGCUUUUGACAUGAUGGUCAA
Molecule: messenger RNA, 424 nt
Organism: Macroventuria anomochaeta
Lineage: Eukaryota; Fungi; Ascomycota; Dothideomycetes; Pleosporales; Didymellaceae
Exons: 1
Coding region: 139-357 (72 amino acids)
Source: RefSeq, a predicted model, not a curated record